Molecule: messenger RNA, 757 nt
Organism: Pecten maximus
Lineage: Eukaryota; Metazoa; Mollusca; Bivalvia; Pectinida; Pectinidae
Exons: 2
Coding region: 152-685 (177 amino acids)
Source: RefSeq, a predicted model, not a curated record
AGACGGAUAUACUACUCACACAUUGCAUGACGUAAACGGAUAUUAAAGUGGCUCGACCCACUAGACAAGGAGCCCGACACGAUUUGUUCUCUUCCGUUCUUCUGAGAAGAGGUCUUCCGAGUUAUCAAAUCGUGUGUAUUCGGAAGACAACAUGGCGGAUGUGACGAGUGUGUUGACGGGUGUUGGCGUAGCACUUUCGUCAAUUCUGCUGAUUGAGGGCCAGGAAGUGGACAGUGCAUUCAAUGAGACAGAUAUAGUCGUUCUAACGGUCGCAGGUGCCACUUUAAUCCGGGAUGAUCGAGUGAAAAUAUGUGGCUAUGUUGAUGUUGAUAACUAUCUACCUGAUCAGUUCAAGAGCAUUUUUAGACUUUCCCGAGAAACUUUUCAGUUUGUCUUAAGAUGUUUAAUGGAUUGUCCUGAGCUUGCCAUGAGUCAGAAGGGAGCUGGCAGACCUCAAAUUCCAUUGGAAAAGGAUCUUCUUAUGUCCCUUUGGUAUAUUGGGUCCCAGGAAAAUAUCAAGUCCAUUGCAGAUCGAUUCAACGUUCAAGAAUCUACAUUUGUUACGCACAACCGCAGGCUACUCAAUGUAUUCAGCGAGACACUUUGUAAAAAAAUUGUGGUGUGGCCAAGUGCUAAUUCAAAAUCGCAAACCCUACUGAAAACUCAUUCAUAUAACCCCUAUUGACAAACUAAUAGCUUAAAACGACAUCUUUCGUAUUGCUGUUUUGUGGAUGAAUAGAAUCUUAAAAUUUUGAAU